AUGGCCUUCCGCGUUUCGCCCAGCGUGGCCCUCCUCAUCGUCUUCUCCCUCAUGGCCGUCGCUCACUGCGUCCCCCUCAAAGCCGCCGAGCUCACCACCACCACCAUCGCCUCCUCCGCGGCCGAGGUGGACGCGGUUUCGGAAGGGGAGGGAGUCCCCCUCCCCCUGCCGUACAGCGAGGAAAGCCUCGUGUCCGACGUGGUGUCCGGUGAUGAAGAGGUACCCCGGGAGGUGGCGGUGGAGCCCGUCGCGGAGCCGGACCCCGAUCGGUCGCACCCGGGCAGCGACGGCGAGGAGGAGCUGACGGCCAAGGAGCAGAUCGACGACGACGACGACGACGACGAGGAGAAGAAGACAAGGAAGAAUCACGGCGGCGACAAGGAGGAGAAGAAGAAAAGAAAGAAGCGCCACGACUGCGACGGCAAGGACAAGAAGGAGAAGAAGACGAAGACGAAGACGAAGACGAAGAAGAAGACGAAGAAGCUGACGCCGCAUCACGACAAGAUCGACGACAGCGACGACGAGGACGAGCAGGAGAAGAAGGAGAAGCGGUGGAGGAAGGCCAUCAGCAGGAGCAUGUUCGGCCACGGCCGCCGCUCCCAGCGCGAGGAGGCCGCCAAGGACGAGGUGAACAACUAG
Panicum virgatum (switchgrass) is the source of this 639-nucleotide messenger RNA. Its product is annotated as protein PXR1-like. Bases 1 to 639 code for a protein of 212 amino acids. NCBI's taxonomy places the organism in Eukaryota, Viridiplantae, Streptophyta, Magnoliopsida, Poales, Poaceae. The record is from RefSeq and is a predicted model, not a curated record. The transcript is spliced from 2 exons.